Procambarus clarkii (red swamp crayfish) is the source of this 2112-nucleotide messenger RNA. Its product is annotated as ice nucleation protein-like. NCBI's taxonomy places the organism in Eukaryota, Metazoa, Arthropoda, Malacostraca, Decapoda, Cambaridae. The record is from RefSeq and is a predicted model, not a curated record.
AUGACCAGGGCAUCAGUAACCAAUGAGAGCGGGGCAUCAGUAACCAAUGAGAGCGGGGCACCAGUAACCAAUGAGAGCGGGGCACCAGUAACCAAUGAGAGCGGGGCUACAGUAACCAAUGAGAGCGGGGCUUCAGUAACCAAUGAGAGCGGGGCAUCAGUAACCAAUGAGAGCGGGGCAUCAGUAACCAAUGAGAGCGGGGCAUCAGUAACCAAUGAGAGCGGGGCACCAGUAACCAAUGAGAGCGGGGCUACAGUAACCAAUGAGAGCGGGGCUACAGUAACCAAUGAGAGCCGGGCUACAGUAACCAAUGAGAGCGGGGCUUCAGUAACCAAUGAGAGCGGGGCAUCAGUAACCAAUGAGAGCGGGGCAUCAGUAACCAAUGAGAGCGGGGCAUCAGUAACCAAUGAGAGCGGGGCAUCAGUAACCAAUGAGAGCGGGGCAUCAGUAACCAAUGAGAGCGGGGCAUCAGUAACCAAUGAGAGCGGGGCAUCAGUAACCAAUGAGAGCGGGGCAUCAGUAACCAAUGAGAGCGGGGCUUCAGUAACCAAUGAGAGCGGGGCAUCACUAACCAAUGAGAGCGGGGCUUCAGUAACCAAUGAGAGCGGGGCUUCAGUAACCAAUGAGAGCGGGGCUUCAGUAACCAAUGAGAGCGGGGCUUCAGUAACCAAUGAGAGCGGGGCAUCAGUAACCAAUGAGAGCGGAGCUCCAGUAACCAAUGAGAGCGGGGCAUCACUAACCAAUGAGAGCGGGGCUUCAGUAACCAAUGAGAGCGGGGCUUCAGUAACCAAUGAGAGCGGGGCUUCAGUAACCAAUGAGAGCGGGGCAUCACUAACCAAUGAGAGCGGGGCUUCAGUAACCAAUGAGAGCGGAGCAUCAGUAACCAAUGAGAGCGGAGCUUCAGUAACCAAUGAGAGCGGGGCUUCAGUAACCAAUGAGAGCGGGGCUUCAGUAACCAAUGAGAGCGGGGCUUCAGUAACCAAUGAGAGCGGGGCUCCAGUAACCAAUGAGAGCGGGGCUUCAGUAACCAAUGAGAGCGGGGCUUCAGUAACCAAUGAGAGCGGGGCUACAGUAACCAAUGAGAGCGGAGCAUCAGUAACCAAUGAGAGCGGGGCUUCAGUAACCAAUGAGAGCGGAGCAUCAGUAACCAAUGAGAGCGGAGCUUCAGUAACCAAUGAGAGCGGAGCUUCAGUAACCAAUGAGAGCGGGGCAUCAGCAACCAAUGAGAGCGGGGCUUCAGUAACCAAUGAGAGUGGGGCUUCAGUAACCAAUGAGAGCGGGGCUUCAGUAACCAAUGAGAGCGGGGCAUCAGUAACCAAUGAGAGCGGGGCAUCAGUAACCAAUGAGAGCGGGGCUUCAGUAACCAAUGAGAGCGGGGCAUCAGUAACCAAUGAGAGCGGGGCAUCAGUAACCAAUGAGAGCGGGGCAUCAGUAACCAAUGAGAGCGGGGCUUCAGUAACCAAUGAGAGCGGGGCAUCAGUAACCAAUGAGAGCGGGGCAUCAGUAACCAAUGAGAGCGGGGCAUCAGUAACCAAUGAGAGCGGGGCUCCAGUAACCAAUGAGAGCGGGGCUCCAGUAACCAAUGAGAGCGGGGCAUCAGUAACCAAUGAGAGCGGGGCAUCAGUAACCAAUGAGAGCGGGGCUUCAGUAACCAAUGAGAGCGGGGCAUCAGUAACCAAUGAGAGCGGGGCAUCAGUAACCAAUGAGAGCGGGGCAUCAGUAACCAAUGAGAGCGGGGCAUCAGUAACCAAUGAGAGCGGGGCAUCAGUAACCAAUGAGAGCGGGGCAUCAGUAACCAAUGAGAGCGGGGCAUCAGUAACCAAUGAGAGCGGGGCAUCAGUAACCAAUGAGAGCGGGGCUUCAGUAACCAAUGAGAGCUAUGUCACUAGGAUUGUGAUGGGAGUAGAUAACAUAGAUCGAAGUGUGCAAGAUCUAAGUGAGAUCGAUUCUGAUAAGAUGAUUAACAUCCUAUCAGAUGUUAAUCGGGUCUUUCAAUGCGCCACAGAUAAUAAUAUGGUGUUUAAUGAAGAUAAGCUCCAGGUCUUUGGAAAAAAAUACGAAAAUGUAAAAACAGAAACCAUAAAUAUAAAAAGGAAUCAAAUCACUUUUUAA